UUCAAGCAUGUGCACACUGAUGGAAACCAAAAGGCUGAGUGACUUUCCUGUGACGUGCAGAAAAGUUUUUUUCUGUUUACAGUUCAUAGAGGCAGUCAAACCAUUUUUCCGCCAUUCCUCUCUUCUCUUUAGCCUAAAGUGCGCAGCAAUGGGGCUGCGUUGAUGACUGAUGACAACAAUUUUGACAGUAGUUUUUUUUGUUACUAAAGUUGCAGAACAUUUCCUAACCCUUUGUUUCUUAUCUCUCCACAGUAGGUUCACUGGUGACGAAGAACGGCGAUUCCAGGCUCAAGAAGACAAGUUGCGGAAGACUCAAGAAAGAAGGCUCAAGGCUCAAGGCUCAAGGCUCAAGAAAGAAGAACGAAGGCUCAAGGCUCAAGCAAGAAGAAAGAAGAACGAAGGCUCAAGGCUCAAGGCUCAAGGCUCAAGGCUCAAGGCUCAAGGCUCAAGAUUCAAGGUUCAAGAAAGAAGACGUCAAGACCUUUUCCGACCGUCAAGAUCCCCCAGUGCACUUGGUGUUUUUGAGUUGGACUUCCUGAACUCUCUUUCUUCCUGAGAAUUGGCUGUUGACUUCCUGAGCUUUUUGCUUCCUGAGGGCUUCGGCCUUUCAUGGCCACCCUGCCUUUUUGUUUUGACUUUUUCUCUUUUUGGCCGCUGUCUGCUCCUUUCAUUUCCAUGGUGUCUCUAUACCGCUGCUUGGUCCGAGUCUUUUCCUCCUUGGACCACUGCUGAAU
Radiomyces spectabilis is the source of this 734-nucleotide messenger RNA. RefSeq lists its product as uncharacterized. The transcript is spliced from 2 exons. The record is from RefSeq and is a predicted model, not a curated record. Bases 170 to 556 code for a protein of 128 amino acids. NCBI's taxonomy places the organism in Eukaryota, Fungi, Mucoromycota, Mucoromycetes, Mucorales, Radiomycetaceae.